This is a messenger RNA of Aureobasidium pullulans EXF-150, 1341 nucleotides long. RefSeq lists its product as uncharacterized. Lineage: Eukaryota; Fungi; Ascomycota; Dothideomycetes; Dothideales; Saccotheciaceae. The record is from RefSeq and is a predicted model, not a curated record. The transcript has a single exon. Bases 428 to 904 code for a protein of 158 amino acids.
CUACUACUUUGUUUUGAUCGGCUUAGGAGGGUUCUCCGGUGUCAUGAUCAUCUGGACUCUAGGUUCUAUACCUUUGAGUCGGGUGUUCAAGUGACCGAUUCAACCAAGAGUGAGACCGCUCGGUUUGCUUCCUAGACUAAUAGUUAGCAACAAUGAUGUGCUGAUCGGGAUUCUAGCAAUAUUCCGACGCUCUUGAUAAAACUCCAGUAGCGAAUAUGCAUUGAGUCGCGAUGUGGCAUCCAAACCUAGAAAGAGCUUUCGAGAGCGUCGACAGAAUCAUGACGCGAAAUCUUUCACCGGUUCGGCAGGCGCGAUGACAGAGCCAUCAAUCCCCAUCGCUUUUUAAUAUUCGAGAAAGUAUCAACAUCCUCAUCAUCGGCAUCAGUCAUCUAUACCCAUCACAUCGUCUCAAACAUUCAUAACCAUCAUGUCACUUCAGCCAACCGUUCAGGCUUCCUCGAGCAGUCUUCGUCCUCGAAUCGUGCUACUAUCGCUCGCACUUCCCGAAAAUUACCAAGAAGAGCAGAACGACAGACUCUGGACGCGGCUAAGACUCCAAGCACAGCUUCGGCGUUACACGCGAGCUAUCGACGCUCUUCUGUAUCUGGCUUUCAAUACUCCGACGGCGAUCAUCAUUACCGAUUCUGCAAUCAUGGAACCAAGGUACAAAUCUCUAGCCAUUUUGAUUCGAAACUACGCGAUCACCGGUGGUACGGUCAUUCUACGCUGCGCCUGCUACCAAGCCAUGGAUGAGCAAAAGACCAACUUCUUCUUCAGUGAUUGCUUCAACCUGCCAUGGAUUCUUGGCGACAGAAAGACGGGAUCAACGUAUUUGAACAAGGAGGUAGCAGACAAGCUACCAUUGGGCCAACAGAGUUCGGAGUGGUUGAGUAAGCGAUGCUAGUCGGAAAGCAUACACCUGCGACGAGUAAUUUCUGGUCGCCUUUACAAGCCACCCAUCAGCGCUGAACGACAUCUUCGCAACUCCAUCAGACAAACACCCAUGGUCUGGACCGUGUACGGCAGAGGAAGUCUAGGUUACAUCGGAGCCACGGGUAGAUAUCAUUAUACCGAGGCCAUGAUCAUGGCUAUGUGUGGACUCAGUCUCGAGAACCAUUUAUCUGGAGACUCCCACUCUUCACAGCUGAAGAAUCAUCCCAUGGAGACUUUGAUAUCGGCCAUGCGGCGUCUCAGUCUCAAAGACAUUCCCAUUCCUUUGAUGUCCCGACAGCAAUGAUCCGUCGUUGUCUUGUGCUUCCAUCUCAUGAUUCCCACUCGUGUUCCUUUUGGUGUCAUCAAACCCCUUCAUUCUUUCAUUAUAUAUGACCAGUACAACCACAA